UGGGCUCUCCAUUUGCGCAUAGGAUGCGCUGGAGAGGAAUAUCACCAGAACAAACCGCCAUUAAUGGCAGAAUUCGUCUAUAGUGGAUUUAAAAUGCAGACGAGCUGAUUUGAUAACAUGUCUGACGCUACAUUUACUCCGACUCCCGAUGUAAAGUUUCUGGGCGACUCUCCGGAGCGCGAUAACACCAGCGCCGCUCCGGAGCAUCCGCACUUCCAUUCAGGCAUCAUUAUCGCCACAAUUUACGCGCUCCUCAUAACUGCUGGACUAAUUGGUAAUGUGACGCUGAUUAGGACGUUUUGCAACGUGAAAUCCAUGCGCAAUGUCCCUAAUCUGUUCAUGUCGAGUCUCGCUCUCGGAGACGUGCUUCUGCUGGUCACCUGCGCGCCCGUGGAUGCCAGCAAGUUUCUAGCGGAUGAGUGGCUGUUCGGGCGGAUGGGUUGUAAACUCAUCCCGUUCACCCAGCUGACGUCGGUCGGAGUGUCGGUGUUCACGCUCACAGCGCUGGCAGCUGACAGAUACAAGGCAAUUGUCAAGCCAAUGGAUAUCCAGACAUCUAAAGCCUCGCUUAAGGUCUGCCUGAGGGCUGUGUCAAUCUGGCUUCUCUCCAUGAUCCUGGCCAUUCCUGAGGUGGUGUUCUCCGAUCUCCACACCUUCCACAUCCCUGAAACCAAUGAGACUUUUAAAACAUGUGCCCCGUAUCCUCAUGCCGGAGACCUGCACCCCAAAAUCCAUUCCAUGGCCUCCUUCCUCAUUCUGUACAUCAUUCCUCUCUUCAUUAUUGCUGUGUACUACAUUUUCAUUGCCAGGAGUCUGAUUCAGAGUGCGAUCAACAUGCCUGUGGAAGGAAAUGCACACAUUCGGAGGCAGAUUGAGUCACGUAUACGGCUUGCCAAGACAGUGCUGGUGUUUGUGGGCCUUUUUGCCAUCUGCUGGCUCCCCAACCAUGUGAUUUACCUCUACCGGUCCUACCACUACACAGAAGUGGACACCUCAAUGGCCCAUUUCAUCUGCAGUGUGUGUGCGCGUAUCCUUGCCUUCACCAACUCUUGCGUAAAUCCUUUUGCUCUCUACCUGCUCAGUAAAUCCUUUAGAAAGCAGUUCAACAAUCAGCUUUGCUGUUGCUGCCCCUCCAUCUUGCUGCAUUCACAAAGCACUAGGCGUAACAACACACGGCUGAGUUCAAUCAAAAGUACCCAGAACCACUCUGUUGCUAGCUUCAGCCUUGUCAAUGGCAAUGCUGUCUGCCAUUAGAGCUUCUUACGUUAGGAAUUGUUCCCCCGAAAAUGAAAGCUUUCAUAGAUCUGUUUUUGCACU
Messenger RNA from Carassius auratus (goldfish), 1317 nucleotides. Its product is annotated as gastrin-releasing peptide receptor-like. Gene Ontology annotation, molecular function: neuropeptide receptor activity. The record is from RefSeq and is a predicted model, not a curated record. The coding region runs from base 118 to 1254 and encodes 378 amino acids. The transcript has 3 exons. NCBI's taxonomy places the organism in Eukaryota, Metazoa, Chordata, Actinopteri, Cypriniformes, Cyprinidae. Gene Ontology annotation, biological process: G protein-coupled receptor signaling pathway. Gene Ontology annotation, cellular component: plasma membrane.